Molecule: messenger RNA, 507 nt
Organism: Canariomyces notabilis
Lineage: Eukaryota; Fungi; Ascomycota; Sordariomycetes; Sordariales; Chaetomiaceae
Exons: 1
Coding region: 207-467 (86 amino acids)
Source: RefSeq, a predicted model, not a curated record
GAGGCGCGUACAAGUUACGUAGUCACGUGGUAUUAUUAAUUGAUCGUUGCUUAGGUAAUGUCAAUGAGCAGCCAAGUGUUAACUGGUUAUCCUGGUCGUUGGCAGUUGGCACCACACCGUCGAAGUGCAAGGCUCCGGGGGAUGUCGCGAUGGAUUGGCCACAUGAGCUAUCUGCGACACCUUAGGGCUGCAGUGGCAGCCGGAGGAUGAAAUGGGCUGGCUCAUCUACCAGACAGUCGAUGCUGUUCCAGUUGCGAACCAUCCUUCUUCCACCGAUUGGUUCGAUCACACAGUGCUUUCAUCAUGCUCAAGGGCAGGAAAGUGCUAGGGUGACGAAUGCCAGUCAAGAACGGCAAGCCUACCUCUUAUACUGCAUAUGCCUAGUGGCGCAAAUUGCGCCGAAGCUGGUUUGUGAUUUCUGUGUCGCAUGCCGCCCGGCCACUGAGCGUGACGAUGGCGCCGCCUGAUCCUGAUCGCCUCCAGCCGUAGCCGUGUGCGAAUCUGGUU